AUGCUGCCUACCGAACCACCACGAGCGCUCUGGGUCACCAAUGCAGAGCUCUUAGCUCAUCUCACCCUUCUCAACGCGUUUCAUCAUCUUCGCGAACUUCGACCUGAGCCGGAGUUUCUACACAUGGCUCUCUUCCGAUUCGAGCUUUGGGUCGCCAGAUUGACUCCUGAACCCUUCGAUGUAGAGACGCUCCCUCCGCUUGAUGUGUUGAUGGUCUGGCACGCCUAUUGUUUGACAUCGCGAGCUUACUAUGAGGAUUCUCGAAGACUUUAUCCGGUCCUUCAUACCAUCGAGUUCCCUCUCGCCCUUGCUGCCAACCAGUACUUACGGCCACGCCAGAAGGCAGAUCCACUGCGAGUGGCCAUUCCCCAUCAGGCGAUUACCAACUGGUUCGAAAGUACUAACACCAACUAUUGUCCGAAUGGAUUCUUCAACAAUCCAUCCUUGCGCACUUUCCUUUGUCCGAUAUGUAAAUCGGCUAUCAACUCUCCCUUUACAAAUGCAACUCAGACUGGAUGGGCGGAGAGCUACAACUGUAGACUGCAGUGUGAAGAUUGUGGGUGGAAAGGAACAAAGUCAGACUUAGCUGCCCACAGGCUUCUCUAUGACAUACAAUCCUUGUCCUCUUCACCACCCUCGGACUCUGCAUCGCUGGCCGGGACGCUCACUACCACCAAGACCCUGGAAGAUAAGCAGCACGCUGCAACUUUCAACCUCCUUGUUACGCGCAUCCUCGCCUCAAUAGCUCCGUCGUCCGUUAAGCAACGUUUACAUGAUCCCCAAGCUGCAAUACAAACCAUCAAAGUACUCACUGCUGUCCCGAAGAUCUCGUCAACCGAUGGAGUGAAUCAGAUGCUGAGCGCCUACAGUGUCCCCGAACCAUUCUCUACGGACCUGAUCGUGGCGAUGACGCGUCAAGAGUCUUUCACGAAGUCUGUUGUUGACUUGGGCUGGACUGAAGCUGCUUGUUCACGUGAUGUUGAGGCUGUCAGCCAAAUAACGUAUUCAGGAUUUGCUAUCAAUCGAGCCGUCUCAAGGUACCAAGCUUUUGUAGAACUAUUGAAAGUUCGAGACGGAACCUCCUUCGAUAUUUGCAUUCCGACUUACGAUAUUGACUUGGCCUGGAGAACACAUCAGCUGAUGGGUGUAAGAUACAGUAAAGAGAUGUUUUCCUUUCUUGGUCGAUCAAUUGACCAGUUAAGUUUCCCGCACCCAUCUUGGGCGUUUCAGUUAAAAUUGACCCAGGACUACUAUUUGAACAGUUUCACGGAACGAGUGUCUGAUCAGCCGACACUCAAUGCUCUGUUCCAAUCGACUGCAAAAGCAUGGGAGAGAGUCCACGAGGUACCCUAUUCGCAGUAUCCCGCGCCUGAAUACAGUCUAGAAAAACCUUACCCGCUACUCAAGUUGAAACUCACGACACCUCAGACGAAGGCACCGCAAGAAAACCCAGGCGAUCGGAAGCCGGGUGUACGCUUUGUUAUCAACGAGCCCAAAGCGUGA
Melampsora larici-populina 98AG31 is the source of this 1503-nucleotide messenger RNA. RefSeq lists its product as uncharacterized. NCBI's taxonomy places the organism in Eukaryota, Fungi, Basidiomycota, Pucciniomycetes, Pucciniales, Melampsoraceae. The record is from RefSeq and is a predicted model, not a curated record. Bases 1 to 1503 code for a protein of 500 amino acids. The transcript is spliced from 10 exons.